AGGGGUGUUCAAGUCCAGAUGGGAGAGAGUAGUAAUUAUGGGAGAGAUGCAGCCUCUGUAUUGCAGAUACGCGUUGCAGAUAUGCGCCGCGUGCUUGGACGUUCUCCCUUUUUCCCUCCCCUGACAGGUGCCUGGAUGUCCGUCCUGAGGCUGUGAUGGGUGAUCUGUUUCGAUUGCGGAAGAACUCGUGUGUUACCACUUGGACUAUACGGAGUACGCCGAAUCAUAAUCUCCAGACAUAGGGCGCCAUAUGACGACAGAUGCCUCGUUAAGCUCUGGCAAGAUGAUUCUGGUAUCUAGUAUUAUUAUUCUGUUCAACUUGCUGCUGUUCGGUCUUUCUUCGAGGACUAUCAGCAUCCAACGCCAAGAAACCACGGAAAGCCAAUGUCUGCAUGGCACAGGGGCGGCGGUGGGGAAUCAGCUCGCUCGUCCACGGCUUCAACGUCUGAUGGGAUUGGAACCACCCGAAAGCCUCGAUCGCGGAAGGCGGAUGUGCGUUGCGAUUGGGCCGCUAGACGGCUACUGGCCAGCGCUGAGAGAAAAGAGGGGCCAAUGUCCGUCGCGGCGGCGGCCAGAGGGGAUCACCGCGAUCGAUCAGCCGCUGCGCUCUCAUGGGCUGGGGUUAGUUAGUUAGUUAGUUAGUUACACGGACGUUCGAGGGGGGAAAAGCAGCACA
Messenger RNA from Paecilomyces variotii, 676 nucleotides. RefSeq lists its product as hypothetical. Bases 251 to 634 code for a protein of 127 amino acids. The transcript has a single exon. The record is from RefSeq and is a predicted model, not a curated record. Lineage: Eukaryota; Fungi; Ascomycota; Eurotiomycetes; Eurotiales; Thermoascaceae.